ACAAAUAUGAACCAAUAAAUAUUUUUUAAAGAAGGGCAGAAACAUGAAUAUGAUAAUUCAAUCAAUCUUCAGAAGCUAAACGUUCACCUCAAAUCCCAUCUAAAUGGCUAACCGUCUAAAACCAAUUUGCGCGGGUCCUUCAAUUUCAUCAGUAUCUAAUUUAGUAGCCACAUUUUCUCUCUCCAAUUCCAGAAUUCUCCCCUCCAAAUUAAAUGCUGGACUUUUGAAGAACAACAACAAGAACAGAACAAAUCGUCGCUUAAUUCUGGGAUUUGGGGUUGUUUGUUCAUCUUGGUCUCAGUUUAUGAGCAUGUUUGGCCUUCAAAAGGGGAAUUCUUUCUUGGCUUCUGCUAGGGAGAAGAGUGCUGUUGAGGAGGUUUUGAAGAAUGUUGAAUGGCCGGAGCAGUUUCCAUUUAAGGAGGAAGAUUUCCAACGCUAUGAUGAGUCAAAUGAUACAUUGUUCUAUGAUACACCACGUUUUGUAACUCACAUCGAUGAUUAUGCUAUUGCUGCACUCACUAAAUAUUACUCAAAGGUUUUCCCUCCCAGUAAUACUCCAGGGGUCAGUAUGCUGGAUAUGUGUAGUAGCUGGGUUAGCCAUUUUCCAAAAGGGUACAAGCAAGAGAGGAUAGUGGGAAUGGGCUUGAAUGAAGAAGAGCUCAAGCGGAAUCCAGUCCUGACAGAAUAUAUUGUGCAAGACUUGAAUGUUAAUCCAAAGCUUCCAUUCGAAGAUAACUCUUUUGACGUUAUCACUAAUGUGGUAAGCGUAGACUAUCUGACAAAACCACUUGAGGUAUUCAAGGAAAUGCAACGAAUUCUUAAGCCUGGUGGUUUGGCUAUAAUGAGCUUUUCUAAUCGAUGCUUUUGGACAAAAGCAAUCUCAAUAUGGACAUCGACGAGUGAUGCUGAUCAUGUUAUGAUUGUUGGAGCGUAUUUCCAUUAUGCUGGAGGGUUUGAACCUCCAAAGGUUGUAGACAUAUCUCCUAACCUUGGUCGGUCAGAUCCUAUGUACGUUGUAUAUUCCAAGAAAUCAACGGCAAGGGUAGCAAUAUGAUGAGUCAUACUAGUAUAGCAAACCUUUGUUUUGUUAGCCCUUCAAUUUUUACACUUUGAUAAUGAUCUGAGCUAGAGGGCACAUAAAUAAGGAAAGCCUGUAUUAGUAUAAAAUAAUCAGUCAAAAGAUAUACCUCUGAACAAACAGCAUUUAAAGCUUCAAAGAAAAGCAUGACCUAUGCUUUAUGGCAAGUGUGGCAUUACCAGAUACUAUAAA
Chenopodium quinoa (quinoa) is the source of this 1270-nucleotide messenger RNA. RefSeq lists its product as uncharacterized. The record is from RefSeq and is a predicted model, not a curated record. Bases 104 to 1054 code for a protein of 316 amino acids. Lineage: Eukaryota; Viridiplantae; Streptophyta; Magnoliopsida; Caryophyllales; Amaranthaceae. Gene Ontology annotation, molecular function: S-adenosylmethionine-dependent methyltransferase activity. The transcript is spliced from 9 exons.